Molecule: messenger RNA, 877 nt
Organism: Glycine soja
Lineage: Eukaryota; Viridiplantae; Streptophyta; Magnoliopsida; Fabales; Fabaceae
Product: chaperone protein dnaJ 11, chloroplastic-like
Exons: 1
Coding region: 117-590 (157 amino acids)
Source: RefSeq, a predicted model, not a curated record
CCCUACUACCAAAGCAUUAUAUAUAUCUCUCCUCCCUCUCUUCUUUAAAUACAAACCAAAUAUUCCUCGAAAGCCUCAACUUCCAAUCCAACAACGACACCGUAUCAUACCGUAACAUGUUCACAGCACCUUUUCCUACAUCCACUGUUACUCUCUCCGGUAAAAGCGUAACCUCACCGCCGCGCCACGUCAGAUUCCGGUCAGUAAUAUCGUUCGCCACCGCCACUUUCACGGAGGAGCAACAACAUAAGGCAGCUCCGUAUCUGAGACCUCAUCACGGGAUGGCUUCGAGCGCGACGCUGUACGACAUUCUGGGGAUCCGCGCCACGGCGUCCGGCGAGGAAAUCAGGGCGGCGUACCGGCGGCUGGCGAGGGUGUGCCACCCUGACGUGGCGCCGGUGGAGCGAAAGGAAUCCUCUGCGGGCGAGUUCAUGAAGAUCCAUGCUGCGUACUGCACGCUCUCGGAUCCCGAGAAGCGCGACAGCUACGAUAGAAGCUUGUUCCGGCGCCAGCAGCGACCGGUCAAGACGACGUUGUCGGGGGCUUCCGGCUACGGUGGGCGGAACUGGGAAACGGAUCAGUGUUGGUAGUGAGUUGAGUUGACUCGUCCGAGUGGGAGCGCGCUCGCUUGAACUAACUUGCUAGCUACUUCGGAAUUGGGAUCUUGGGCGCAGUUAUUUGAAUCACCUUUAAGUUUAAACAGUACAUACUUUGCAAAUUUUAAAAAUAGAAAGUGUUAAUCUUAACAGUCUAAAAUAUCAUUUCUCUCCCCCAAAAUAUUCAAAUUUGAUUUUUUUAUCUAUUUUUUUGUAUUUAUAAAAUCUAAACCUACGUAUUUGAUAUCUGUUUACUACAAAUGUGACACGUGUGGCUUCAA